Molecule: messenger RNA, 2340 nt
Organism: Cygnus olor (mute swan)
Lineage: Eukaryota; Metazoa; Chordata; Aves; Anseriformes; Anatidae
Gene: TMEM255A
Product: transmembrane protein 255A
Exons: 9
Coding region: 80-1051 (323 amino acids)
Source: RefSeq, a predicted model, not a curated record
CCUCAGCCGUUGCGCGCAGGCGCCGCGGAGCCGCUGCCCGGGCCGGGGCCGGGGCCGGGGCCGGGGCCCGGCGGGCAGCAUGCGGCAGGCCCUGACUCAGCAGCGGCCGGGCGGCAUCGCCCUGCCCGACUCCGUGGGGUCGUUCAAUAGAAGAAAAAGAAAUUCCCUCUACGUAACUGUGACUCUCCUCAUUGUGUCAGUAUUAAUUCUAACGGUGGGCCUAGCUGCUACAACAAGAACCCAAAAUGUGACUGUUGGAGGUUAUUACCCAGGGGUUAUUCUUGGUUUUGGGUCGUUUCUUGGAAUAAUUGGAUCAAACUUGAUAGAAAACAAAAGGCAAAUGCUGGUCGCAUCGAUUGUCUUCAUCAGCUUUGGUGUCAUUGCUGCGUUCUGCUGUGCCAUAGUAGAUGGCGUCUUUGCUGCCAGACACAUAGACCUGCGGCCGCUGUAUGCAGGACGAUGCCAGUACUACUCCAAGAGCACCACGCCGCCAGAGGCAAUCUGUCAUCCACAACGCCGUGCACCCUGCACACCGAAAAUAAAAACCAACACCUGCUUCUGUUGUGACCUGUACAACUGUGGGAACAGAGUAGAGAUUUCUGGAGGCUACUAUGAAUACAUUGAUGUCAGCAGCUGCCAGGACAUCAUUCACCUUUACCACUUGCUUUGGUCGGCAACAAUUUUGAACAUAGUGGGGCUAUUCCUAGGGAUCAUUACAGCAGCGAUACUUGGAGGCUUUAAAGACAUGACUCCUUCCCUCCCUACGCUGAACUGCACGGUUGAAAAUGCACAUCCUACGGUGUCCUAUUACUCGAGGCCACAGGUGACAUCUUACAACACCUACUACCACAGCACUCCUCACCUGCCUCCGUACUCCGCGUAUGACUUUCAGCAUUCCAGUGUGUUUCCAGCCUCCACUCCUUCUGGCCUCUCCGAUGACCCCCAGUCAGUGUCACCUUCUCCCAGCUAUAUGUGGUCUUCCAAUGCACCUCCUCGUUACUCCCCGCCGUAUUUUCCACCUUUUGAAAAGCCACCACCUUAUACGCCAUAAAGAAUGUGGGAGAGAAGAAAUACUUGCCAUUGAAAUAAUUGUGAACAUUUUGUAUUUAUAUUUUACUGUGGGAGGAAGUAGGAGGAUAGAAACAGAAGAUAAUUGCAAAUAUGACUAGUUGAUCAGACUGUUAUUUCAUGCAAGACUUAUUUCAGAGGUUUAUCAAUGAGGUGUGAGGAAGGGGAUGUAUUGUGGAUGUUUUGCAGUGGUGGUGAGUAGCAGGGGACCUAAAUUCCAGCCUCCUCAUUUUCCAGUGAGGUUCAUAUAGUCAUUGGUUUUUAAUAAAGUGAUACGACACGUAUGUUAGAUUCUGGUCUGCCUUACUCCAUCUUGAGCCAAGUUGAAGUAAGAGUAGCCAGGACCAACAGCUGCCCAAGAAUAUCUAUCUGUUCAAGGUGAGUGUGCUUGCAGACGGCUCAGCUUGAUGCUUGUUUUGUUUGGUCUUUGGUCUCCAGUUGUUGGGAUUUUGUGGGGCCACAGAACCUAGCUCAUGUCACUUGUUGAUUACAGUCUAUGUAAUGGAAAUCCUCGUGAGGAGCCACGACAGUGUCUCUUAACACUAAAACUAAUGAAUAGAGGUAACUUCAUAGGGUAUUUUCAUAUUUGUCUAGCAGAACAACUGGAAUAUUGCUUUUUUGACAGGAAAAACUUUAAUAAGCUUUAUUAACUGGUUUAUUUUGGGUUACUUCUUAAGAUAAAAGGUGAAAUGCAGUUGUUUGUCUCUGAAUUCUGUAUAUGUAAUGCUGAAAUCAAACAGUUUGGGUGGUUGCACUGCCUAAAUCUUCCUUGUAUUCCUAAAAAGAGCAUCAGGAACUAUCCACAAGUCACUGAAACAGUGCAGUGAAAACUUUUUUUUUCCCUUCUGUUUGGUUGGGAAUUUUUUUUAAGCUUCUAAUUUUAACUUUUUUAACGAGUUGAAUCAGCACCCUGAAUAAGCACCGUUUUAGUAGCUGUAUUACAGGCUGCACAUAAGGAAUUUCCACUACUAGUUCUCCAAGAUGUAAGUCUCACAUGGAUAAAAUUCAACACCAUGUAAUAUAGGAUGAAGCUGAUAGGAAUUUACAAUUAUUGUCGUGACUUUCAUUUAAUCUUCAGCUGAUGACUGUGCUGAUUGAUCUAGAUUCCAACAGAUUUUGCAUGCAUCCUGCAUAACAAAAGAAGGUCAGCUUUGUUAUGGGAUACAAUAAUGUCCUGUAAAGUGUGGUUCUACUCCAGGAAGUGACUUCAGAUGACAGCUUUUAGAUCUGAGCUGCUCAACCUGAGCAUUCUCAACUGCUUGCUUCAGAGGU